Molecule: messenger RNA, 1012 nt
Organism: Malaclemys terrapin pileata
Lineage: Eukaryota; Metazoa; Chordata; Testudines; Emydidae
Exons: 7
Coding region: 253-996 (247 amino acids)
Source: RefSeq, a predicted model, not a curated record
UGGGCAUCCUGCAGUCUGCCAAAGCUAUUCCGAUCUCCCAGGUGGUGGUAUGUACACCAAUAUAUUCACUGCCUCUCCAGAUCAGACUAUACUUGGAACCUUUACACCUUUUGGACAUGGCAGUAUUUGCCUUCAUAACAGUAACGUCAUAGCAAUGAUGUUUAAUCAGGAAGGAGGCAUGGUGACUAAUAAAGAUGGAGAAAUAGAGAAUGGAGAUGGCCUCAGGUGGGAAAGCUUAGUGAUCCAGUUUUAAUGCAGGUUAAUGACUACAUCACUGUGAGGAUUGCAGGGCGCUUUGCUAUUAGCUUGGUCUACAAGUGGCAACAUGAAAGUGUGCGGUUGUCUUUGUCACCACUACAAGGUGUGGCUCUUCCACAGUUAGAAGAACUGGGCCAGAUACUCACCAGAGUUAAACUUUCAUCCACAUCAGCUAAAGAAUUCUCUAAAGUAAGCAGGAAAAAACUGAGCGAGAAAGAAACAAAGAAGGUUCUAAAGAAAGAACCAAAGUUAUCAGAGUUGGUGAAGACACUUGAAAUUCCAGAGGAGAACAUAAGCCAUAUAAAUGACUUCAGUGCAGCCAGAGAAUUAAGAAAACUACAGCGGAAGAUCAAGACUAUUUUGGAUGACUGGCUGGAACAUUAUCGAAUGGCUUUUGAAAUUGAUUUGCCACACAUUCACAAAAUACCUGGCCUUCCUCAGAGAGCUUUAAGAAAAUGCACAGUGCAGUCUGCAGCUGCUCCCCUGGCUACCUCAAUCGUACAGAGAGCACAAGAGAAGAACAGAGAGGACAGUGGAGCCUACGAGUCAGACAGCUCUCUCUUGCUAGCUCGUUUUCAAUCAGUUCCUGCUCACAAUAUGCAGUGGGAGUUGUCGCCUUAUUCUCCCAGAAUUUCCUCUUUAGUAAACAGCAAUAUCAAACCAGAUCAGCCAAAUGUGCCUCAGUUCAGUUUAAAUAAAUGCACUCCUGUAUUACAGAACUCCUACGUAUCAGGGUAAGGAAAUCUGAGCAGGA